CAGCCGGACUCCACCUACAGUUGUGAUUCUCCUGGAGACUGCUGAGCCCACGCUGGCCCAGAGCUUCACGGAGAGACUUUGGAGAGCAUCUAAGAGACACCAAGACGAGAUCUGGCAUUUUGUGCCCAUCCCUGGGAAGCAGAGAUGCCCUCUGUCCAGAAGGUGUGCCAGCACUGACGUCAAUAUGCUUCUGCCAAGGCAUCUAUUUUUGGGGUUCCUCUGUUUCCUUUCUGUUGAUGCCGAGGAACCCCAUUCUGAAGGAUUUUCGUCCACCUCGCUGCUGGACUUUCCCUUAUCCCAGCUGAGGGGGUUGGAUUCUGCUGACCAUGAAGGCGAGGGGUACCAGGAGCCGGAUCCCAUGCAGGAGUUUCUCCACUCACAUCAAGGUUCGGGCUUCUCCAGUCAGGAGACAGAAGAGACCUCAAUAUUGCAGUCUGCUCAGUUUUUUGAGGAUGAUGAGGAAGGACACCUGAAUAGAAGCAGUGAAGGCCACGCGGAGGUCCAGACAGAUAACCCAACUCAUGCCACCAGCUACGAAACCAUCCAGGAAGAAACUAGAAACAGAAGCAGUCACACUAAUGAAAAUCCAGACGCUCCUACGUCUUUGUGGCCUAUAGACUCAGGAGAGGUACCGAGGCAAGUGUCCCCUGAUACCAGGACCAUAGCAGAGAAGGGAACUAUGCAGCCAACAACUCUGAAGGAUGAGAUAUCGCCAACUCCAGAACACGAGUGGACAAUAUCCACGCUCAUAUCUGCUGCUCCCAUACAGCCAACGACCAAAUCAUCUAGGAAGUCCAAGAAACAUUCAGCGUCCAGGAACCACCACGUCAACCGCGAAGUCUUGCCCCAGCCAGAACAUCAUGUGGUUUCCCAAGGUGCGAAUCCUCAUGUAGGGCACAGGGCUGAGGGUGAUGGAAGCAUGGUACCCCAAGAUGAAGAAGAAGAAAAGAUGAAUCCUCCGAUGCAGUCCACACUACAGGACAAGGGCAACGCACAAAGAGAUGUUCCUACGGUGGUACCAUUGGGCUCAGAGCAGGUGAUUUGCAACGACUGGAUUAAUCUGGCUGGAAAAAAUUACGUUAUUCUGAACAUGUUGGAUGACAUUGAUUGUGAACAGUUUAGGUGGCAGAACGGGCAGCAGCUGCUGUCACUUCUGGAAAAAGCUCUGUCUUGGAAGGCAGAGACCCCCCAAAAAGACUGGGUGAUAUCCCUGAGCAAGCCCAACGAGAAUGACAAUCAUCUGCUAAUGACCAUCACAGAGGAGCAACGUGUAGUCCCUAUUAAAGACGUCUUCACUGCCUUGGAGGACAUAGAAAGGAGUCUCACAGAGAUCGGCAUUCAAAGUUAUUCCACCACAGUCGUCUGUGAACCAGACCCGGACCUCCCCCGGAGUGAUUACGGCAAACUCUUCAUCGUUUUGGUCAUCAUUGGAUCCAUAUGUGUGAUGAUCAUAAUAGCUGGAAACAUCUAUAUCUGCUGGCAGAGGCGCUUGCCCAAACUCAAGAACAUGAAGGAGCUGCACUUUGUUGAAAAUGGUUGCCACGAUAACCCAACGCUGGAUGUCGCGAUGGACGCCCAGUCGGAGAUGCAAGAAAAGAAGCCAAGCGUGAAUGGUGGCACGUCUCACCGGGUCGAUGGCUGGCAGACCCUCAUCAACAGUAGCGGCAAGGAAGAGGCUGAAGUGAUUGAGGAAGAUACCCACCUGUAGAGACCGAGCCAGCGGCUCACCAGAGUUUGUAGAUCGCAUUCGGCACCUUAAAUUCAUAGAUUUUCAGUUUGCGAGCACCACAUGCUGCUUUGUUAAUAUACCCACCAGAAUGAAUGCCAAGAACAUUCUACGCCAGCGGAUUAACUA
Molecule: messenger RNA, 1855 nt
Organism: Spea bombifrons (plains spadefoot toad)
Lineage: Eukaryota; Metazoa; Chordata; Amphibia; Anura; Pelobatidae
Gene: PODXL2
Product: podocalyxin like 2
Exons: 8
Coding region: 185-1708 (507 amino acids)
Source: RefSeq, a predicted model, not a curated record